UCAUUAAACCAGAGACAUGAAGCUGAUCACACCUUCAUGCAAGCGUUUCAUCUUCACCCCAUUCAAGAAAAUGCUUCGCCUCUUCAAAUUCAGGCUCCGGAAGUCUCUCUCCGUCGGCCGGCGGCUCCGCCGUCCAAGACAGCGCAGAACCGCCAUCCGGCGAAGUAUUUUCCGAUAUUUACCGAAGGCGAGAGAGGACGACGAUGAGGCGAUGGAGCUCAAGAGUUUCUCGGACACUACUACGACGAAUCAGAAGGCGCCGUUUCCCUCUCCUUUGACUCCGGCGUAUGUAAGGAUGAUUGCGGAGGCGGGGAAUGGUCGUCGGGAAGAUGGCCGGAUUCCCGACGAGGUGGACGGCGGCGAUGCAUGUAGAAGAUUCGAGAAGUGCUUGGCGGGGAUUGUGGCCGGAGAAGGGAGGAUGGCGGCGAGGGAUUUGAUGGAUGUUGAGGAUUUGGUUUACUGCUGGGAGAAUCUGAGGUGCCCGGUGUUCUUGGAUCUUGUUUGCAGAUUCUAUAGAGAGUUAUGCAAGGAUGUGUUUUCCGACAACGUUGAUCCUAAGAUCGAGUUACACUUGAAGAAUCCUAAUAGAAAUUACUUUUUGAAAACGUUACAUAAGCUUAAUGUGGAUGCGUCAAUUGAUUUUUCUCGUCGUUGCAUAGGGUUUGGGUGGGUGGUACGAGAUGUUAGUGGGGAGUUUGUGGCGGCUGAAGGUGUUAUGAGAAAGGGUGUGUUCUCUACCUGUGAGGCGGAGGCGGUGGGAGUUCGUGAGGCUCUUAAUUGA
Molecule: messenger RNA, 781 nt
Organism: Ipomoea nil (Japanese morning glory)
Lineage: Eukaryota; Viridiplantae; Streptophyta; Magnoliopsida; Solanales; Convolvulaceae
Product: transcription repressor OFP17-like
Exons: 3
Coding region: 17-781 (254 amino acids)
Biological process (GO): negative regulation of DNA-templated transcription
Source: RefSeq, a predicted model, not a curated record